Molecule: messenger RNA, 2101 nt
Organism: Panthera uncia (snow leopard)
Lineage: Eukaryota; Metazoa; Chordata; Mammalia; Carnivora; Felidae
Gene: GAS8
Product: growth arrest specific 8
Exons: 12
Coding region: 292-1998 (568 amino acids)
Biological process (GO): flagellated sperm motility
Cellular component (GO): microtubule; motile cilium; Golgi apparatus
Molecular function (GO): microtubule binding; small GTPase binding
Source: RefSeq, a predicted model, not a curated record
GCGUCCCAUCGCGGGUGCGGCUCUAGCGCCCUCUGCGCCCCCAGCGCGCACGCUCCUCCCGCAGCCGCGCCGACUUCCGUCCGUUUGUUCGCCCCCAGAUAUUUAUGGGGUGCCAGCCACUCGUCGGUGCUUCGCUGGCCAUGGAGGGGAGGCACGAGGAGAGGCAAAGGCGGCGCCCACACCCCUGGCCUGCGCUGUAGGUAAGAAGUGGACGAAACAGUUCCUCCCCCUCCGGGGACCUUAAGUUCUAGUCGGGGAGACACGCAAAAGACGCCAUAAUCCCCCAACGAAAUGCGCUUAGGAGCUUCGGGAAGAUCCAGAGUGUGGUUGACACCAGGCCGCCGCAAGACCUACUCGACUCGGGCAACCCCAGGUCCCGCCCAGCGCGAGUUGCUACGAACUCGCCUCCGCGGCGGCGAGGGACUGUACCGGCUGGCCGAGUCUCGCGAGGAUCUUCGAGGUUUCGCGCGGGACCGCCCAUCGGUUGCCGGGAGACGCUGCGGCCUCCGUCGGGCGGGCGCGUCUGUCUGCAGGUGGCGGCGGGAAUCCACCACCAGAGCCAUGGCGCCCAAGAAGAAAGGGAAGAAAGGGAAAACCAAAGCUACCCCGAUUGUUGACGGGCUUGCUCCGGAGGACAUGAGCAAGGAGCAGGUGGAGGAGCAUGUCAGCCGUGUCCGCGAGGAGCUGGACCGUGAGCGUGAGGAGCGCAACUACUUCCAGUUGGAGCGGGACAAGAUCCAUACCUUCUGGGAGAUCACGCGGAGGCAGCUGGAGGAGAAGAAGGCCGAGCUGCGAAACAAGGACCGGGAAAUGGAGGAGGCUGAGGAGAGGCACCAGGUUGAGAUCAAGGUGUACAAGCAGAAGGUGAAGCACCUGCUGUACGAGCAUCAGAACAACCUGACAGAGAUGAAGGCUGAGGGUACCGUGGUCAUGAAGCUGGCCCAGAGGGAGCACUGCGCACAGGAGGGUGCACUGCGCAAGGACAUGCGGGCACUGAAGGUGGAGUUCAAGGAGCAGGAGCUGGCCAACGAGGUGGUGGUGAAGAACCUGCGGCUGAAGCACAGCGAGGAGGUCACCAAGAUGCGGAAUGACUUCGAGAGGCAAGUGCGAGAAAUUGAGGCCAAGUACGAUAAAAAAAUGAAGAUGCUUAGGGAUGAACUUGACCUGAGGAGAAAGACUGAGAUCCACGAGGUGGAGGAGAGAAAGAACAGCCAGAUCAACAUGCUGAUGCAGCGGCAUGAAGAAGCCUUUACGGACAUCAAGAACUACUACAACGACAUCACCCUCAAUAACCUGGCUCUCAUCAACUCCCUCAAGGAGCAGUUGGAGGACACGCGCAAGAAGGAAGGUCACCUCGAGAGGGAGAUGAUGGAGGUGUCCGCGCAGAACAAGCGCCUGACAGACCCUCUCCAGAAGGCUCGGGACGACGUGACUGAGAUGCAGAAGAAGCUCGGGAACUAUGAGAGGGACAGACAGACCCUGGUUCGCACAAAAGCACGUUUGAAGGUUGCCGAGAAAGCGCUGAAGGACCUCCAGUGGGAACACGAGGUGCUGGAGCAGCGAUUUCUCAAGGUACAGCAGGAGCGAGAUGAGCUGUACAGGAAGUUCACCGCGGCCAUCCUGGAGGUGCAGCAGAAGGUGGGCUUCAAGAACCUGGUUCUGGAGCGGAAGCUGCAGGCGCUGAGCGCUGCUGUGGAGAAGAGAGAGGUGCAGAUUAAUGAGGUGCUGGCGGCCUCCAACCUGGACCCUGCUGCCCUGACCCUUGUGUCCCGCAAGCUGGAGGAUGUUCUAGAAUCAAAGAACAACACUAUCAAGGACUUGCAGUAUGAGUUGGCCCGGGUCUGCAAGGCCCACAGUGACCUGCUGCGCACCUAUGAGGCUAAGCUCCUGGCCUUCGGAAUCCCUCUGGACAACGUGGGCUUCAAGCCUCUGGAGACGGCCGUGAUUGGGCAGACGCUGGGCCAGGGUCCCGCGGGGCUCGUGGGCACCCCAACGUAGUGCCCGCCUGGGACUGCUCCCUGGAUGACACUCCCUUUCACCAAGGACAGGAGCGGUUUGUCUUUCUAUUUGUAUCGUCUGCAAAUGAAGUUUUUCUACAUUC